Molecule: messenger RNA, 3192 nt
Organism: Capronia epimyces CBS 606.96
Lineage: Eukaryota; Fungi; Ascomycota; Eurotiomycetes; Chaetothyriales; Herpotrichiellaceae
Exons: 1
Coding region: 1-3192 (1063 amino acids)
Source: RefSeq, a predicted model, not a curated record
AUGGCGCAAGAACAGAUCUUCUGGAAGUACUUCUUUCUUAUGCUGAAAGAUUGGUGGUUCGGGCCCACCAGCAGCAAGGCCACCAUCGACGCCCCGAAAUGUCCUGACUUCCCGCAUGACUCGACCAGCUUUUCCGGUGCUGCGCUUUUCGACGCCAACUCAUGGACAGAGGAGGUUGUGGUCCUUCUUCAACAACAUGACCAUCAUUAUAAAUUUAGAAAUAGCCAUCGAGCUUCUUCCGACGAGUUUAGCGUCGUCCACACCUGUCUGUUGCAGCCAAUCGAGCAAGCCAUCUUCAACCCGGUUUGCCCGGUCAUACAGACCCAACAACAUGUUCAAGUCCAGACGGAGUUUCUGGCAACGGCAGAGCAGACGUCGACGGACCUCGUCGUCUGGCACGGUCGGCCAGAGUGCAGCCAGCCGGAGUACGGUCAGCCGGAGUACGGCUCGAGCGAUGCUCGCCAUCCCAGUCCUCUGUUCGCCACCCCGUUCGUCUCUUUCUUGGUGCUCUUGUUCCUCACCUACUUGUGCUUCACCUGCUUCGCCUGCUGUGUGUCGUGCUUGGCCCGGCCUCGGGUAAACAAGCAAAAGCGAGCGCUGGAGGAGGCCAUCAUUCAACAACAAGCCGAGGUCUUGAGGUCGCAGGAGGAACUCAUCAACAAACAGACCGACCUGGCCCGUGCCAGCGAGGAGGCCAUCAAGAGUGAGACGGACGCGAUCAGCCAAUGCAACUGCUUGGUCGAUACUCUGACCAAGAAGCUCGAUGAACAGCAGCGGUCGCUAGACGGCUAUGCCGUCAAGGUCGAUGACCUGGAAAAGACCGGCAAGGGACAGCAGGCUGGUUUGGACGCGUACGCCAAAGUAGUGGCCGAUAAGGAAGCGACCAUCACUGACCUGAAGGCCGUCUGUGAGAAAGCCAAGUUGACCCACCAAGCCAGCAAGGACCGGAUCCUACGGGAUCAAGACCGCCUCAAGCUCCUUGGAGAGUCGGUGAAAACCCGAGACAAGAAAAUCCAUGAGCAGGAGAAAGCUUUAGAGACGGCAAAGUCGGCGGCCGAGUCCAAAGACAAGAAACUCCACGAGCAGGAGGUGGCUCUGGAGACGGCCAAGUCGGCAGCCUGCUCUAAAGAUGACAAGAUCAGAGAGCAACAGAGAGCUCUCGCCACCAUGAACUCGGUGGUCAAGUCUCGGGACGGGAAGGUCAAGGAGCAGGAGCAAGCUCUUGCGGAGGCCAAGUCGGCGGUCGGGUCUAAAGAAAACCAAAUCCGAGAGCUGAAGAAGGCUCUGGAGAUGGCUAGGUCGGCGACCGGAUCUAAAGACAAGAAAGUCCAAGAGCUGGAGAAGGCUCUAGAGACGGCUAGGUCGGCGGUUGGGUCUAAAGGCAAGAAAGUCCAAGAGCUAGAGAAGGCUCUAGAGAGGGCUAGGUCAGCGGUCGGAUCUAAAGUCCAAGAGCUAGAGAAGGCUCUGGAGACAGCCAAGUCGGCGGCCCAGUCUAAAGUCCAAGAGUUAGAGAAGGCUCUAGAGACAGCAAAGUCGGCGGCCCGGUCUAAAGACGACCAGCUCACAGAGCAACAGGAAGCUCUGGCCACCUUGAACUCGGUGGUCAAGUCUCGGGACAGCAAGGUCAAUGAGCAGGAGCAAGCUCUGGCGGCCCUGCAAGCAUCGGCCACGGCCAAAGAUGCGACCAUCACCGAGCAAAAGAAUGCUCUCGGGGCCCUGACCUUGACCGUGGAGUCGAAGGAUGGCGAAAUCCACGAGCAGAAGAUUGCUCUCGCCGGCUUGGAGGGAUAUGUCAAGGACACGGAGGACACGGUUGCCCAACAGCGGUGCAAGAUUGAGGAGCUGGAGCGACAGGUCAAGCUCGCCGAAGAGGGCCAGCGAAUGGAGGAGGCCAAGCGGCAGAAGGCCGAGGAGGACCAGAAGGACUCGCAGCACGAGCUGGACCGAGUCAAGCAGGAGCUCAAGGUACGAGAGGAGCGUGUGCCCAUCGUUGGCGCCGACCGGCCCGACCUCGACCCCUAUCCCCGGCCUCCUUCUCGUCCUCAUCUGCAGCUGCUGACGACCUUCACUGAACAGGACCGAGCCUUUACCGCCAAUGGCGCCGACGAAGAAUCCAGUCCGAGCUUUGCUCAGACUCGCGUCGAGUCGGCCCGGCCGAUGGCCCCAGUGCCGGCUCAGGCUCAGGCUCUCGCUCCUGCUCCGGUCUGCAGCACCUUUAUCGAAGAACUCGAUUCCUCCUUCUGCAACACCGCGGCCGAUCUCGACACUUCGCCGACAGCUCCAGGUGUCAAAGUCAACUUGCUGGGUUCGCCAGCCCCAGCCCCAGUCCCGGCGUCAGCUCCGGUGUCAACUCCGGUUUCCGCCGUUGUUGUUGCUAGUGCAGAUACGGGUGCGGGUACGGGUGCGUCAGGGCCGAUGGCCAAAGACCGUGACCACAUCUUUGGCGAGCCGAAAGUCAAGCACCAAGGCCACGGUCCUGGGGACUUGAUGAAGAGCAAGUACGCCACACCAGUGGUGAGUGCUGUUGCCUCUCCUGCUGGGGACCUGAUAAAGAGCAAAUACACCACACCAGUGGUGAAUACGGUUUCCACCGUUGUUGGGGGUGGUGCAGGUACGGGUGCGUCUGGGCCGAUGGCCAAAGAUCGCGACCACAUCUUCAGCGAGCCAAAAGUCAAGCAUCAAGGCCACGGUCCGGGGGACCUGAUGAAGAGCAAGUAUGCCACACCAGUGGUGAAUACUCCUACCCCUCCUGCCAGGGCCAGUCGUGCCGGUGGGCCUACUCCUGCUCCUACUCCAUCCCCUGCUCCGGCUUCUGGGUCUCCUUUCAGCUCUUCUCGUCUUCCUACACCGACCGGGUCGGUGAGCCAGAGCGAGAGAAGCCACAUUUUCACUGUGGCCAAAGUCAAGAACCAAGGCCACCCUCCGGGCGAUUUGCUCAAUAGCAAAUACGCCACAGUGGCACCUGGCCCAACAUCGGCACCAACUACCCCUGCUGGUCCUCGCACUGCUGUUCUCAAUCGGUCUGGCUCCCGUAGCUCUCCACGCGUGCCGGGAGCACCGACGCGACCCAUGACGAAGAUGGAGCGGGUCAUUGCCUGGCAGACGGCUGCUCGGGGUUUGCCUGAGAACACACCAAAUCGGCCUAAGACGCCGGUGGAGCGGGCUGAGUCGAAGCGAGGAUCACCUUCCUGA